AAAUAAUGGCUUCCAAAACCAUAAGACUAAUUGUUGAUGGAUGCGAAUAACAAAUAAUUUUUGAGCAAUCUACGACCGUAAAAGAACUUUUGGAAUUUGUUAAAUAUAUUAAGGAGUAUAAAUAAUAUUUAAAGUUAAAAGUUUAUCAUCAAGGAAUGAGAAUUGGACUUGUUUUUCAAGUGUAUAAAAUAGAUUUAUGAGUAGAGAUGAGUAGAUUAAUCAAUAAUAAAAUGAAAUUCUGAUAAUCGAAACAAACUCCUAAUCUGCUAAAAUCGAUAAUAAUUAAGAAGAAUCAAAUUACAUUUUUUUAAAUAUCAUGGUUAGAAAUGGCAAUAACACAGAAGAAUUUUAAGCAAAUUAUGAUAUAUAAACUUCGCUUGAUGAAAUCGCAUAAUCUAUUUUAACUCAUUGCUAACUAUCACAAAAUAAGUAAAGAUCAGAUCAUAAUAUAGAAAUCCACCUUUUGUUUCCCUAUAGAUAUAACAUUAGACAUACAAUGAUGUAAUAAAGAGAAGCAAAUCAUUAGCAUAAUUACAAAUAAAAAAUUAUACCAACAUAGAAGCGAUAAUAACUAAUCUAGAUUGAUGAAUGAAC
Paramecium octaurelia is the source of this 594-nucleotide messenger RNA. NCBI's taxonomy places the organism in Eukaryota, Ciliophora, Oligohymenophorea, Peniculida, Parameciidae. The record is from the annotation of a GenBank genome assembly.